UGGGUGAAAAAAGGAUAGUUUGUUUCACGAGAAAAAGAACAGCUGAAGGUGUGUGUAAUACGACACUUGAAGUAAAACCAGCGCUUUAACCAAUCCAGUCUUCCGCCUUUUAACAAGCCUACCCUAUUGUACUCAUUGACAAGGGGAGAGCGAUCGCGUCGACGAAAAAGGCCUCUUCUGUUUGCCCCCUCUCGACGAGGCCUGUUGCUACGCGCCCUGCGUCUAUGGCAACAGGCGGGACAGAGGGCACGCUUGAGGUAUUCAAUCACUGCUGCUUGAUCUGACGAAGCCAUACUGCGACAUACCUGCUAGGUAGAUAGUUAGCGAUCAAUUUUUAGCGAAAGAAGCAUUGAACGUAGAAUCAAAGCGAAAUGGAGGACACAGAACGAAAAACUGUGAUGAUUGCUGCAAGAGAAAGAGGACCGGGUCCGGGCAGAUACGCUCUUCCUACGUCAGUUGGGUUCAAAGGACAUGAUUUCACGAAACACAUGAAGCCUUCAUACUCAUUUGGGCAACGACUGGACAACUCGAUGUUCUCUAAAGACGUGAGCCCAGGUCCAAAAUAUCACGUCAACCCUCGCUUUACGAGGUCGGGUCCUGAGGGAGAACCAAAAUAUUCAAUGCUCGCAAGACAACCAGAUCCAAAUGUAUUCCGCCCUCCGGGUCCAGGAACAUACGACAAUCACAGAGUUUUUCCCCAAGGAGAGCGUGCUGCGCCUGCCUACUCUAUGGGCGGUCGAACGCGUUACCGCAAACGUGAUUGCCACCCAGCAGCCAACGCAUACACGCUUCCACAACUUGUAGGCCCGAAGAUCAUUAACAAAUCAGCACACCCGGCUUACUCUAUGACUGGGAGGUCAAAUAUCCAUGGAUUCGAUGAGGAUCUAGCACGCACUCCCGGCCCUGCUAAGUACAACGUAACGACACCGAAUGCUUACCGCAACAAGCAGCCACUGUAUUCAAUGCUCGGGCGAAACAUAAUGCCAGGGGAUAACACAAGGAAACCAGGCCCCGGAGCUCACUCGCCGGAGAAAGUAUACAUAAAUAAAAGGAAAGCGCCUGUUGUUUCCAUGGGGAUCCGUCACUCUGAGUUCGUCUGUCCAUUAAUUAUUGACGUAACCGACUAAUAUCAUUCCCGGACUCCGUCCACCUUCGUCGCAACAUCAAAAGGAAUUGAAACAGACGAAAACUUUCUGUAAAAUACAAUCCGUCCAGACUAAUCAAAUGUACAGAAUCACCUCCUACACAAACUUGAUUGCCCACAUUCACAAAGUUAUAGAUUUAUCGACAUUUCUUGUGUUCGUGUUACUCGCAGCCCAUUAAUAUUGAAUGAGAUUAUUCCAAUACAUCUACUAGAGCCAAUAUAAGAAACGAGUGCUGUUGCAUU
Molecule: messenger RNA, 1387 nt
Organism: Ciona intestinalis (vase tunicate)
Lineage: Eukaryota; Metazoa; Chordata; Ascidiacea; Phlebobranchia; Cionidae
Source: RefSeq, a predicted model, not a curated record